GUCGCGCGGUGUCGCAGCCGUGGAGCGGCGGCAUUGCUCCCGAAGCGACGAAGUCCACGGCGCCGGUGGCACCGAACACGGCGAGGCGUUCCCGCUGGAGAAGGCCCGAAUGGUGAGCCCUCGUUCCGAGGGAGUCGCACAGCGGGCCGUGGAGGCGCCCGCACGUCCCGGAACAGAUGGCCCGCCGUGCGCUGUCUGACGAAGAUACGACAUCAAGAAACGGCAACCCGCCUGCCCGACCGAGGUGCUCAGCUAAGAGCAAAGGUUCCGCAGAACGGAAGACGGCGACCGCUGCCAAAGGGCGGAGGACGUCGUCCGUGGAAAGUUACCGUUCCAAGGCACUACCGAGGGGCAUCAUCAAGCUUCCUCGACGCGGUUCGUCGCCCCCACCGUCUGAGAAGACGGUGCGCUUCGACCUCCCGUCCGCGAGCUCAUCGAGCAGCGGUGACGACCGUCGGUACAAGAAGGCUCGCCACCGGUCGCGCAGCUCCUCCGGCAGCGACGGGCACGGACGUCGCUCACAACGCCGGCCGUCGCAAAGCGGAAGCAGCGCCAGAGGGCGAUCCAGCCGCGCACCCUCCGUGCGGACGCCCCGGGCCAGCACCCGACCCUCGAGCAGGGGUCGCGGGCACCGUCGGUCAAGUACGAGCACGUCGUCAAGCAGCAGUAGCGACAGACGUCGCCAUUCGCUGAGCAGAUCGUCGAGCCACAGGCAUCCAAGCGGUGGGCGAACAAGGAGCCAGCACUCGAACCGGCGCGGCAAUGGGCCGUCAACGAGCCCGUCUUCGAGCGGUGGCACGAGGCGUGGUAACAUCAAACGACAUCGCAGGCCAAGGAGCACGUCGUCCUCCCGCAGCAGCAGCAGGGAGGAAAGAACGAAGCGCAAUGCGAAGAGGCAUCGCCGGUUAAAGUAGUGACAAAACAGAGAGGCUCAGCAGCAAAAAUAGCGCAGCCGCUUCACAGGGACUGCUCAACUGAGGAUAUAUAUGAAGCGCCGCGCUUCUGAAAACUGCAAAGGAUAUGCAAAAUUUAAAGUAAGCAUGGAAGGCGCUACAGAAGAUUAUUUUGAGAGAUGGCCAUGAUUUCAGACACAGCAGGGACUAUGCGUAACAAUAUAUAUUCGUCCUGGACGUCUUGUGGUAACAAAUAUUCAGUCUUGAGCACUGGUGCACUGAUUUGGCGUACUGCCUUAUCGUAAAGAGAGGCGUCCCCAUUUUUUCCCUCAAUGUUUACGCGUUCUCACUCAGCGUAAUUUUGUUCUUACCAUCACCCAGCUUCAGUGAGCAAGAAUGCGUCGUCCACCCUCACACUCAAUUUCCUGUAUUUAAAUAAAAAAAUAAUACUCUGCAGAAACCAUCGACCAUGAUCGUCGGUGUAAGCAAGCGAACGAAAUAGCGAGUGAGGAAGAAGAGCCAACUAGGGAAGUGAGAGCGCACGAACAAACGUUUCCCUGCACCACCGACCAACCACGACAACGGCCGAAAUCUAUUCGCUUCAGCAGACGACUUUCGUUACGUUGACACUGCUGAACUAUAAACAUAAUCUUUUUU
This is a messenger RNA of Dermacentor andersoni, 1550 nucleotides long. NCBI's taxonomy places the organism in Eukaryota, Metazoa, Arthropoda, Arachnida, Ixodida, Ixodidae. The record is from RefSeq and is a predicted model, not a curated record.